This is a messenger RNA of Aspergillus terreus NIH2624, 2337 nucleotides long. RefSeq lists its product as uncharacterized. Bases 1 to 2337 code for a protein of 778 amino acids. Gene Ontology annotation, biological process: intra-Golgi vesicle-mediated transport. The record is from RefSeq and is a predicted model, not a curated record. Gene Ontology annotation, cellular component: Golgi apparatus; COG complex. The transcript is spliced from 3 exons. Lineage: Eukaryota; Fungi; Ascomycota; Eurotiomycetes; Eurotiales; Aspergillaceae.
AUGGCCUCCGACGGCCCCGACCCCCAGAGCCUAAAGUCAUGGCACGAUGCGUUCCAGUAUCCGAUUCCGACCGUGCGCCGCGUGGAGCAGGAACUGCGCCGAGAUAUCGCAAGCAAUAAGGAGAAACUCCGGUCACUCGUGGGGACGAGGUACCGAGAACUGGUCGGCACGGCCGAAAUGAUCGUUUCUAUGAACCGUGAGAUGCAGGAUGUGGAUACCACGUUGGGUGAUAUCGGACGACGAUGCAAUCCGCGAUUGAUGGAGAAGAAGUACACCCACUACAAUCAGAUCAAAGGCGAUGUCGAUGAGAAAGAUGCGGAGAAACGAACACUUGGGGCCCAGCUAGCUCUACUCCAUCGCUGCACGACAUCUAUCUCUCGACUCCUACGACGGCGCGGAUCCCUCUUGUUGGUGGCGAAACUUAUGGUCGUGUCUCGCCUUCUGUUCAACACCCUAUCCAAACAGACGACCGUGCCACCGUUUGUCGAAAGCCUGCGCAAGCAGCUGGCCUCCCUUCGGAAUGCGCUUUUGGCAAGAAUCGACAAACGGCUCUCCGCAUCCGCAUCAACAGCGGACGAUAUAAUCGAGGCCUUAGCCGCCCAUUGCCUAGCUUCGAGCGUCUCUUCCGACGGUGCCAUACAACAUUUCCAUAAACUUCGUCUUGGCGUCAUUGAAACUAAGUUGAAGGCCAACGACACCACAGGAGAGAACAUCCUGAACGCCUUGCGACUAUACAUCCGGACCCUACAGUCUACCAAAAUUCUGCUGUCUCGCCGGCUAUCGGAUGUGUUGAGCAAACUGAAAUUGCGACCUCUCCUCGCCGAUCCCGACGUUCGCAGUUUAGACGAUCUGGGACUUGAUGUCCUGGGUCGCUGGGUUGCCGCCGACGUCAGCAAUUUCACACCAUGGAUCAAAUUGAGCGAGCUGUCUAAAUCGGAGGCCGACAAAGCUAUCAAACAAUGGUCGAGGCAGGCAUUUGAUAAGUUUGUGGAGGGAUGUCAAACGAGUCUUGGGAGGUGGGUGGACUUCUCGGAAUUGCUCUCCCUUCGCCAGCAGACAAUCGAGCUGUGGCUGUGUUCCUGGAGCUCGACGCCGACACACUCUCCUUUGCGGGUUCUGGAAGGACUCCGGACCACCUUUAAUGCAAAACUCACGCAAAUCCUUUCAGAUGAGGCCAAGUCAUUGGAUCGUUUUGGUCUUGAUGUUGCGUCUGCUGUAUCGAGCUGGGACAAGAGAGACCAUCCAGCCGGCCGGUCACUGUGGGAUCAUGAGCUGAUGUCUCUUGAUUAUUCAAAUGGUGCGGGUGCUUUCAAACAGGCAAUUGUGGACAGCUUGCUCGGGCGAGAUGAAGAUACUUCUGCUGCGCUAAAGAAGUACUCGGCAUGGUUAUCGACCAUCGAGAAAUUUAGAGUUGAUAUCGAUGAGCUGCGUCGAAUAAGGUGGACAGAUGUUCUGGAAGAAGGAGAAGAUGAGGGCUCCGAUGUCGACAUCCCGGCUACCUUGAACGAAGAUGAUACCCGACUAUUAGGGGAUGCUCUUCAGUCGGCUGUCAACACGGCCUGUCAAUCCCUUCAGACUUCGUUCAAGGAAACCUUCGAUACAUUCCGCGAGUCGGGUCAAAGCGGACAGGCUGCCUUUAUGCUCAAGGUCAUCCGGUUGGUAAGGCGAGACCUACCAACUGCUUUUGUCGGCGAGGACUUUGUGUUCUCCAAGGAUAUUGUUCCGCAGCUGCAAAAGCUAUUAGCUACUGAGGUCACCACGCAAAUCGCCACCACACGCUUCCUGAUCAAGGUUGGCGUUGCAGGACAACGAGUACCCGGCCGAACUCUCUGGGAAGGUGAUCCUGAAUUGCCAGUACAACCGUCUCCUGCGACAUUCAAGUUCCUGCGCCGUCUGGUAGGACAAAUGGACAACUAUGGACCUGGACUCUGGGAUGUUUCUACUGUCCGAGCUCUCAAAGAAUCACUGCAAGACGAAGUAGCGCGGUCUGCCACUGCAGCAAUGGAGUCCACGAGGUCUUUGAAUCCAGCAGAGGACAAGGAUAGCUCGUCCGAGAAGACAACCUCAGAACACACUGCAGAUGGCACUCCGGACUCCGCAGACACUCCUACAGCUGCGAAGACUCUCAAGGACCGAAAGUUCCAGCUUUACUUUGAUGCUGUCUACUUGAAGAACGCGCUCGCUGUGAAGGACGUGAAGCAUGCAGCACUCGAUCGUGCAGUUGAACAGGUCGCUGGCGGCCUUGACUCCGAUGAGAGUUGCACAACCAUCAUGGAACGGAGAGCUCGAGAGUAUUGGACCCGGACGCAGUUAUUAUUUGGCUUGCUGUCGGAGUGA